AUGGCGGACCUGGAGGCCGUGCUGGCCGAUGUCAGCUACCUGAUGGCGAUGGAGAAGAGCAAGGCGACCCCGGCCGCCCGCGCCAGCAAGAAGAUCGUGCUGCCCGAGCCCAGUAUCCGGAGUGUGAUGCAGAAGUACCUCCAGGAGAGAAAUGAAAUAACCUUUGACAAGAUUUUUAACCAGAAAAUUGGUUUCUUGCUAUUUAAAGAUUUUUGUUUGAAUGAAAUUAAUGAAGCUGUACCUCAGGUGAAGUUUUAUGAAGAGAUAAAAGAAUACGAGAAGCUUGAGAAUGAAGAAGACCGCCUUUGCAGGAGCCGGCAAAUUUAUGACAAGUACAUCAUGAAGGAGCUGCUGUCUUGUUCGCAUCCGUUCUCAAAGCAAGCUGUAGAACAUGUACAAAGUCACCUAUCCAAGAAACAAGUGACAUCCACUCUUUUCCAGCCCUACAUAGAAGAAAUUUGUGAAAGUCUCCGAGGCAACAUUUUCCAAAAAUUUAUGGAAAGUGACAAGUUCACCCGAUUUUGCCAGUGGAAAAACGUAGAAUUAAACAUCCAUUUGACCAUGAAUGAUUUCAGCGUACAUAGAAUCAUUGGACGAGGAGGAUUUGGUGAAGUGUAUGGUUGCAGGAAAGCAGACACUGGAAAAAUGUACGCAAUGAAAUGCCUGGAUAAGAAGAGGAUCAAGAUGAAACAAGGAGAAACAUUAGCCUUAAAUGAGAGGAUUAUGUUGUCUCUUGUGAGCACAGGGGACUGCCCUUUCAUUGUCUGUAUGACCUAUGCCUUCCAUACUCCAGAUAAACUAUGCUUCAUCUUGGAUCUGAUGAACGGGGGCGAUUUGCACUAUCACCUUUCCCAGCAUGGGGUAUUUUCUGAGAAGGAGAUGCGGUUUUAUGCCACCGAAAUCAUCCUGGGGCUGGAACACAUGCACAAUCGGUUUGUUGUUUACAGAGAUUUGAAGCCUGCAAAUAUCCUCUUGGAUGAACACGGACACGUCAGGAUAUCCGAUCUCGGUCUUGCCUGUGACUUUUCCAAAAAGAAGCCACAUGCGAGUGUUGGCACCCAUGGGUACAUGGCUCCCGAGGUGCUGCAGAAGGGGACGGCGUAUGACAGCAGUGCUGACUGGUUCUCCCUGGGCUGCAUGCUUUUCAAACUUCUCAGAGGGCACAGCCCUUUUAGACAACACAAAACCAAAGAUAAACACGAGAUAGACCGGAUGACUCUCACCGUGAACGUCGAGCUCCCGGAGGCCUUCUCCCCUGAACUUCGGGCCCUCCUAGAAGGCCUGCUCCAGAGAGACGCUAGUAAGCGGCUUGGCUGCCGUGGAGGCGGGGCACAGGAAGUAAAGGAACACGGCUUUUUCAAAGGCAUCGACUGGCAGCAUGUCUACUUACAGAAGUACCCUCCACCCUUGAUUCCUCCCCGGGGAGAAGUCAACGCUGCCGACGCCUUUGACAUUGGCUCAUUUGAUGAAGACGACACCAAAGGCAUCAAGCUUCUUGAUUGCGACCAAGAUCUCUACAAGAACUUCCCCUUGGUGAUCUCCGAGCGCUGGCAGCUGGAAGUAGCAGAAACCGUUUAUGAAGCAGUAAAUGCAGACACGGAUAAAAUCGAGGCCAGGAAGAGAGCUAAAAAUAAGCAGCUUGGACACGAAGAAGAUUACGCUCUGGGAAAAGACUGCAUCAUGCAUGGCUACAUGCUAAAACUGGGGAACCCGUUCCUGACUCAGUGGCAGCGUCGCUAUUUUUACCUCUUUCCAAACAGACUUGAAUGGAGAGGAGAGGGAGAGUCCCGGCAAAAUUUACUGACGAUGGAACAGAUUCUGUCUGUGGAAGAAACUCAGAUUAAAGACAAGAAAUGCAUUUUGUUGAGGAUAAAAGGAGGGAAGCAAUUUGUCUUGCAAUGUGAGAGCGACCCCGAGUUUGUGCAGUGGAAGAAGGAGCUGACCGAGACGUUUAUGGAGGCCCAGCGGCUGUUGAGACGCGCCCCCAAGUUCCUCAACAAGUCCCGCUCCAGCGUGGUUGAGCUGUCCAAGCCUCCCCUCUGUCACAGGAACAGCAAUGGCCUCUGACACCCAGGGCAGGAAGGUCCUGGGGAGACAGGGCCGCAAGGAAGCCCGUGCCGAGGGUUUUCAGCCCUUGAGAUGGAGCCUUUUGGAGAAGUCCGGGGGUCGGAGGUUCGGUCCCCGUGUCCCUAGGGCCCCUCCACGGCCGGGAGGACCCAGGACGCUGAAGUGCUCCCAGUAAGAGCUCUGACCGCUGUCGGCAUGGGGCCGGCCACCCCCCCCCCCCCGCCACGCCCCCCUCCCCCCGAGUGCCUCCCUCUGCAUCACAUCUGUCCACGCUCGAAACUACUGAAGAAACAAGCGAAAGUUCUUUUCCUUCGUCGCGUCCCGGUUUGGGUAUCUAUGAACUUAGAACUUGGAAUGAUUCCUGCCCAUCCCUUCGAUCUGUACGUCUGACCGUCAGACACAUCUUGCGCUUGCCAGGACGGAGCGCAGCCCUCUGCCGCGUUGGGCACGGAUGGCCCGGGCGCUGCCUCGUUCCCACGUGCCACUUUCCCCAGUGCCUGGUCCACGUGACCGCAGGGCAGGACGUGGGCACACCCACCUCUCGUUGCCCGGGGCUGAAAGCUGAAGAUACUUGCCGAGAAGGCUGCACUUGGGCCCCCACCGUGUGUGCGGAACCACGGGUACCAGCCUGCCUCCGACAGGGAACAGAGGGAGUGUGCCCUCAGAGGACGUGGCCGUCGCUCGUCACUGAGGGCGUUCCACAGCGGAUCGUGGGAAGGCCUGGCGGGCUGUGAAGGCAAGGCCAUGGGGUUUUGGCUUCCGGGGCAACAGCGGUUUCUCAGACAUCUUCAAAUAAACACAUAGCACUUUCACA
Lynx canadensis (Canada lynx) is the source of this 2881-nucleotide messenger RNA. It is a transcript of the gene GRK3, whose product is annotated as G protein-coupled receptor kinase 3. Gene Ontology annotation, biological process: G protein-coupled receptor signaling pathway; regulation of signal transduction; protein phosphorylation. Gene Ontology annotation, molecular function: ATP binding; G protein-coupled receptor binding; G protein-coupled receptor kinase activity. The transcript is spliced from 21 exons. The record is from RefSeq and is a predicted model, not a curated record. Lineage: Eukaryota; Metazoa; Chordata; Mammalia; Carnivora; Felidae. The coding region runs from base 1 to 2067 and encodes 688 amino acids.